GAUUCAUUGAAUAUAUCAUUUAAGGAUUUUGGAAUACAAAACUUUAUUGACAUUGCUCAUUUUGUCAAUGUUCAAAAAUCUUUAGAAUUAGUACAAAUAAGUCAUGAAGGCUUAUUCAUUCAUCUAAUUCUAAAUGAAUUACAAGCUCAUGCAAAAUCCUUACGUUUUCUUAAAUUUAAUCAUGUAGAUUUUUAUUGGGUUCAAUCAUUUGAAUCUUUAGUUGAACUUAAAAAUUUGGAAGUUUUACAUUUUAUUGAAUGUAAAAAUAUUAGAAUAAAUGCUAUUUGGCCAUUAAUUACUUCAACAUUUAAUAAUCUUGAUGAAGUAUUGGUAAAAGAUACUGAUUGUACAAUAUUAGAGAAUUGGGCUAAAAUUCAACAAGUAAAAGUAUUUAAUCAAAAAUUAGCAAUACAAAAAUUUAGUUAA
Messenger RNA from Scutellospora calospora, 426 nucleotides. The record is from the annotation of a GenBank genome assembly. NCBI's taxonomy places the organism in Eukaryota, Fungi, Glomeromycota, Glomeromycetes, Diversisporales, Gigasporaceae.